AUGAUUGGUAGAAUGAUCGUAGACAAACAAGAUAGAACUACAGAAAUGAAUUCUAAAGUUAUUUCCAAUAAAAAUGAAAUAAGCAAACCUUUAAACAUUAGUUCUACAAAAUUAGCGAUCAAUGAAAGAUAUAGAAGGCUUAUACCUUAUAUGACAUUUUAUUAUGCCAAUGACUUAGUACCUCCACCAGUUAACGCACAUGUACAAAACUCUAAUAAUGUUGAAGUUGAAAAAGCCAUCAUACAUCAAGCUGAAACAAAUAGACCGAGCGAGCGAGAACCAAAAUUGAUUUAUAAAACACAAAGACACAAAAAUAUUCCGAGAUACACAGGAAAUCGAUUGACUCAGUUCAAUAUAGCUUCAUCUAACCCGACCAAAAUAUUUUAUAAAGAAAUACCUGUUUUAUAUCACAAUAACCUUAAAUCUAGCUCUAAUUACAAAACUCCACCAUUAGAAGAUGGUAGGUUCGCCAAUCGAGAUGUUCCAUUCGAUCGCUAUGUUCCUAAACAAAUCAAGGCUCCAAGUGCACCAUUUACAGUGUCUAAUAAGAAACCAUUUUUAAAUAUCUACCAGAAUGAAGACUUUUCACCUAACGUGCAAUAUUACUCUUCCGACCAGGGAGAAACUCCAAAAUAUAGAUUAGUUCCUUAUGAACAGACUCCGCCCGUAAAAGUUGUAAAUGCUGAUACAGCGAAAAAUCAUUAUAGUUCUCCGGAAUUAAUAUCAAAAGAGUCUGUUUAUAUAAGACCAAGACCAUCUAUUCGUCCGCAUCCCUUCUAUGAAACACAUAAUAACCAAGAAGUACCAACAAGGAAACCAAUAAUAGUAUCAGAAAUUUAUUAUGAAAGACGACCAACCCCUGCAUUAGUUGAACCCGUUGUAGAGAGCGGUUUUAAGCCGAUUUUAAAUUCUCAUACAGAAGCCACUGAGGGGCCCAUAUAUUCUUCAACUGGCCAUGAAGUGAAUGUGCCAUAUCAAAGCAAUUAUAUUGAGAAGCAAAAAGUGCCAGAGGUCGAAUCCAUAUCAACUUCACCUGAAGAUAUUUCUUAUAGACCAGAAUAUAUAAUUAAUAUACCAGAACAUAAACAACAUCAAGAAUCCUCUAAUUCCGUCACCUUGGCAGAACUAUUAAAUUCUUUACAAAUUAAUAAGUCUAUACCAAAACCAAUCACAAGAGAAAACGUAGGAGAUUCAAUAAGGACCUUACUUAAUGUUUUGAACACUUUAAAGGCAGCACCACUACAAAACGAUGUAGGAGUGGCGGUUUUAAGUACACCGAAACCAUUUCAACCCUCUGAGAUUCCAGUGGUAACACCUCAUAAUUCUGUAUCAUCGACACCUAAGGCGCAAGAUCCUGACCUACAAGAGGAACCUUACCUGGCUCCGAUACAUACACCAUCACAAUACUUAGAUGAUUAUCCAAGUGGUAGUGGAAGUACUCAACGAUUUCCGCUCCCCGUGACGUCAGACGAAGAAGGUGGAACUCCUGGCCGACCAGGUAUCGACUACCCAAUAUUAACAGUGAUUCCACCCACAAAGUUCGACUGUAAGACACAACGUUACAAAGGCUUUUUCGCAGAUCCAGAAACUAGGUGCCAGGUUUGGCAUUACUGUGACUUGAAUGGCGGCCAGGCUUCAUUUUUAUGUCCCAAUGGUACAAUAUUCUCCCAAGCAGGUCUAACUUGUGACUGGUGGUUUAAUGUCCGUUGUGCCUCAACUACCCAGCUUUAUGUACUCAAUGAGAGUCUUUACAAAUAUAUUUUACCCCAUUCGCCUAAAUUUCCCGAAGACUACAGUGGUCCAUUAGUUGAUAAAUAUUUGAGCUUAAAAUUCAAAGAAAUGGAAGAACAGUUUAAAAAGAAUAAGAAAAAAUUGGCAUCGGAUAAAACAGAUUCGGACGACGAAACUCAGAGCGAUGAAAAAAAUGCUUCUACUGAAUAUAGUCCAGUUAGUGAUAAAAAAGAUGAAUCUACAGUAAACCGGGCAGACGUGAUUAUUGAAACACCCGGAAGCAGUGGCAAUGUUCAAAGAUUGCAAGAUGAA
Messenger RNA from Brenthis ino (lesser marbled fritillary), 2043 nucleotides. The record is from the annotation of a GenBank genome assembly. NCBI's taxonomy places the organism in Eukaryota, Metazoa, Arthropoda, Insecta, Lepidoptera, Nymphalidae.